Messenger RNA from Populus euphratica (Euphrates poplar), 930 nucleotides. RefSeq names its product glutathione S-transferase F13-like. The record is from RefSeq and is a predicted model, not a curated record. The coding region runs from base 139 to 792 and encodes 217 amino acids. Gene Ontology annotation, cellular component: cytoplasm. NCBI's taxonomy places the organism in Eukaryota, Viridiplantae, Streptophyta, Magnoliopsida, Malpighiales, Salicaceae. Gene Ontology annotation, molecular function: glutathione binding; glutathione transferase activity. The transcript has 3 exons. Gene Ontology annotation, biological process: glutathione metabolic process.
AAACUCCAGCAAACAAGUCACUAGGUAGUAGCUAGACAGCAGGUAACUAGUAUAAUAAGCAGUGAAGGAGUUGGGUUUUCUUCAUCUACAAAAAUAUAAACUUACCAGUCUGUGAAAUCUGUUGCUCUGUCUUCAUCAAUGGUGCUUAAGUUGUAUGGAACACCCAUGUCCACAUGCACCUCUCGCGUGCUGACAUGCCUCCAUGAGAAGAGCUUAGAUUUUGAGCUUGUCCCGGUUGAUCUUUUCGCUGGCGAGCACAAGCAGCCUCCUUUCCUGGCCAAAAAUCCCUUUGGUCAGAUUCCAGCUCUUGAAGAAGAUGAUCUUACUUUAUUCGAAUCCAGAGCAAUCACAUCAUACGUUGCUGAGAAAUUCAAGGGGUCUGGCUACGAUCUUAUAAGGCACGAAAACCUCAAAGAAGCUGCUUCGGUGAAGGUAUGGACAGAGGUAGAGUCCCACCGAUAUAACCCUGCGAUAGCACCGAUUGUCUUUCAAUUCCUGGUGGCUCCACUUCAAGGCAAUUUACCUGAUCAAACAAUCAUUGACGCCAACUUAGAGAAGCUAGGAAAAGUGCUUGACGUAUAUGAAGCUAAGCUGACUAGCACCAAGUACCUUGCCGGCGAUUUCUAUAGCUUGGCUGACCUUCACCACCUACCAUACACGUACUAUCUCAUGAAGACUCCCGCAGCUUCGGUGGUGAAUGAGCGUCCGCAUGUUAAGGCAUGGUGGGAGGAUAUUUCUUCUAGGCCAGCUUUUAAGAAAGUGGCCGAGGGUAUGAAUUUUGUUAAGAAAUGAAACUUGAGGAGUGUUCUGUUGCUUUAUAUCAAGUAUUUAUCUUGAUGAAGUCGUGUUGAUUGUGAUCUUAAUGUAUUGGAAUUUCGAAAUAAUUUCUUAGGAAAAUUGUGAGAAUUGAUUGAUUAGCGUUUAAGAAAA